Plasmodium cynomolgi strain B is the source of this 1026-nucleotide messenger RNA. RefSeq names its product CYIR protein. The coding region runs from base 1 to 564 and encodes 187 amino acids. The transcript is spliced from 3 exons. The record is from RefSeq and is a predicted model, not a curated record. NCBI's taxonomy places the organism in Eukaryota, Apicomplexa, Aconoidasida, Haemosporida, Plasmodiidae.
AUGACAAACUACUGUAAUGGAUCUCAUGAUAAGUAUCUUAGCUAUAAAUGCCACGAAUAUUUAAGCAAACAGUUAGAUGAGCCUACAUUGAGUGAUCGAAAUAAGGUAUACCUUGAAAUUGCAUUGAAUUCCUUAGGAGAAGCCAAGUAUAAUGAAUUCUUUAAACAUAAUAUUAUUAAUGAACUAGCAGCACGUCUAGGAAAUGAUGGUGUUUUUUGGCACUCUUAUACAAACACAACUUGUAAUUAUAUUAACUUCAAAUUGAACGAAAGUUUGAGGACCCAUUAUAGUGAUGUACAUAAAGUAGAUUACAGUAUUUUUAGGGAGUUUGUAAAGAUAUUCUAUAACAAAAGACAUAAUAAUUAUGAUGUCGAAUAUUCAUGUGAAAAUUAUAUAAGACACCUAGAUGAUGACAUAUAUAAGAGAAUGUUAACCUUAUAUAAAAUUUUUUAUUUAUAUAAUGAAUUUAAAAUUUCCAAUAAUUACAAACAUACAACUUCCGAUGAUGAAUUAUGUAACAAACUUAGUUUUUUAAUUCAUUUAUCUAAUGACUCUAUAGAAUAGAUGUUAACGGAACUUCAAAAUUUUACGGUUCCAAUUCCUAGAGAAGCUGAAUCAGCAUUAGUUUCAAAUGUUGCACCAAAAACACAGCAACGUAAUGAAUCAGAACAUCCAAGGAAAGACAUAGAAAAUGAAAAAGCAUCAAACCAACUACCAUCACGCGAAGAUGCAGAAAGGGAACAAGCAUCACUAGAACUACAAUCCGAAGAUCAAGUAUCAGAAAUUCAUGUAAAGAGCUUCAAAACACUGAAGAAUCCAGCAAUAAUCCAACAUGUAUCAAAUGAACAAGAGGUAAAGAAUCUAUCAGAAAGAAGAAAUAUAUCACGAGAACAAAAGACACCAAGAGGUGGUACUGAAGGGCUGUUAGAUAAAAUGGAAAGUUUCAUUACUGAAACUUUAGGACAAGUAGAACCAGCUCCUAUUAUUGGUGUGUCUGAUGGAAGGGGUGCUUUAUUUUACUUCUUA